AUGGAUAGAGAUUGGAUGAGUGCGAAUAGGUUAACGGUAAAAUAUAGGGAAGGUAUUGACUUCUUUUUGGAGUUUUCUGCAAAGAAUGCGGAUAAUCCUGAUUUGGUUCAUUGCCCAUGUCUCAAAUGUGGUAACAUGGAGCGUAUGAAAAUUUCCCAAAUAAGAGAACAUUUGUUUAAGAACGGUAUAGACAGGAGUUAUAAGGUUUGGUAUCACCACGGAGAAAAAAUUAGAAGAUCGGGCGAGGGACCCUCUAGAAAGGAUAAGAUUGUUAAUAAUGUGGAGUAUGAAGAUGAUCACAUCGCAGAGAUGAUUAACGAAGCAGAGUUUGAAUCUCAAGUUCGUCCUGAAACAUUUCAAACUAUGUUAGAAGAUGCUGAAAAGCCUAUUUACCCUAAUUGUACUAGGUUUACUAAAUUAUCGACGCUUAUUAGGCUAUACAAUUUGAAAGCAAAACACGGGUGGAGUGAUAAGAGUUUGACAGAGUUACUAGCUUUCUUAGGAGAAUUAUUACCCGAAGGUAAUGAGGUGCCUUUGUCUUUCUAUGAGGCAAAAAAGACAUUGUGUUCGUUAGGCUUGCAAUAUGAAAAGAUACAUGCAUGUCCUAACGAUUGCAUCCUAUAUCGAAAGAGAUUUGUGGAUGAGGUAUCAUGUCCAACGUGCGGUGAGUCCAGGUGGCAAAAGAAAAAGAAUUCUAAUGAGGUAAAGAAGGGUGUUCCUGCAAAACUAUUGUGGUACUUACCACCCAUACCUCGUUUGGUUCGGUUUUUUCGAAAUGUCGACCAUGCUAAAAAUUUGACUUGGCAUGCCAGUGAUAGAGUGAAAGAUGGUAUGAUGAGACAUCCAGCUGACUCUCCCGCUUGGAAAACAAUUGAUGCUAGAUUGCCUGAUUUUGCCAAUGAGCCGAGGAAUAUCCGUCUUGGUCUCUCUCGUACUCGGUAUCAAUCCACAUACUUCCCUUAG
This is a messenger RNA of Cannabis sativa, 963 nucleotides long. RefSeq lists its product as uncharacterized. The record is from RefSeq and is a predicted model, not a curated record. The transcript has a single exon. The coding region runs from base 1 to 963 and encodes 320 amino acids. Lineage: Eukaryota; Viridiplantae; Streptophyta; Magnoliopsida; Rosales; Cannabaceae.